Molecule: messenger RNA, 6449 nt
Organism: Gasterosteus aculeatus aculeatus (three-spined stickleback)
Lineage: Eukaryota; Metazoa; Chordata; Actinopteri; Perciformes; Gasterosteidae
Gene: kctd16b
Product: potassium channel tetramerization domain containing 16b
Biological process (GO): regulation of G protein-coupled receptor signaling pathway; protein homooligomerization
Cellular component (GO): signaling receptor complex; presynaptic membrane; postsynaptic membrane
Molecular function (GO): protein binding
Source: RefSeq, a predicted model, not a curated record
UAGGCUGCUUUUGUUUUUUAGCUAUUCAUGACGGAAACGAUGGCGCUGAGUGGGAACUGUAGGACUAACAUCAAAGAGCCAGCAUCGGUUCAGAACAGUUUCCCAGAUGUUGUUGAAUUGAACGUGGGGGGGCAGGUUUAUUACACGCGUCACUCCACUUUGGUGGGCACCCCGAAUUCGUUACUCGGCAAGCUAUUCUCUUCCAGAAAAGAAGCAUCGAACGACCUGGCGAGAGACCCAAAGGGCCGCUACUUCAUCGACCGAGACGGCUUUUUAUUCCGCUAUGUGUUGGACUACCUCCGGGACAGGCAGGUGGUCCUCCCGGACCACUUCCCGGAGAAAGGGCGGCUCAGGAAGGAGGCGGAGUACUUCCAGCUGCCCGACUUGGUGAAGCUCCUGACCCCCGACGACGCCAAGAGCAGCCCGGACGACUACUUCCACAGCGACUGCGAAGACGGGUCCCAGGGCAGCGACGGCCGGCAGUGUCCGCCCUCCUCUCUCGUCCCCGCGGACAGAAAGAGCGGCUUCAUCACGGUGGGUUACCGGGGCUCGUGCACCACGGGUCGAGAGACUCAGACCGACGCCAAGUUCCGCAGGGUGCCUCGGAUACUGAUAUGCGGUCGGGUGGCUCUCGCCCAAGAAGUUUUCGGGGAGACCCUGAACGAGAGCCGGGAUCCGGACAGGACCCCGGACCGGUACACCUCGCGGUUUUACCUCAAGUUCAAGCACCUGGAGAGGUCUUUUGACAUGCUGUCGGAGUGCGGUUUCCAAAUGGUGGCCUGCAACUCGUCGGUCACGGCCUCGUUCGUCAGCCAGCACACCGAGGACAAGAUCUGGUCCAGCUACACAGAAUACGUCUUCUACCGCGGUUCGUCGCGUUGGUCCUCCCCUCCGUGCGACUGCUGCUGCAAGAACCACAAGGGCGACGGCGAGGGCGAGAGCGGCACCUCGUUCAACGAGCUCUCCACCUCCAGCUCCGAGAGCCAGUCGGAGGCCGGCUCCCCGCAGGGGACGGUGAUCUGCGGGCCGGUCAGCCGCCAGUCACACCCCCGCGUCCAAACCCUGGACAGGCCGCUGAAAAAGGGCCCGGUGGCCAUGCUGCAGCACUCCGAACAGCGGCGCAAGAGUGACUUGCUGCGCACGCUCACGGCGAGCUCCCGCGACACCAGCACGACGUGCAAGAAGAGGCCGGCCAAAGAGAAGCCGACGGCCGAGGAGGAGUUGGAAAAGUGCAUUCAAGACUUCCAAAAGAUCAAGAUCCCGGAGAGGUUCCCCGAGAGGAAGUACAUGUGGCAGGCCGACCUGCUGAGAAAGUACCGCGUGUGAGCCAGGAAACGGGACCCGGCGUGCAGACACAUGAGGCCAAGGAUCAGUUUACAUGUUUUUUGAUCAGGACUUUUGCAACAAAACAGGGAGAAAACACCGAACUCUUUAGAAUCCAGUCACUGGAAGAAAGGUCACCUUCAUGCCAGUAGGCUUAAAUGCUCCACAGCAGCUAGUAAGAAGCAUGAAAAACGGACUUGUUGACAUAGAACGUGUGUGUGUGAGUGUGAGUGAGUAGUUUAGGCCUACAGUAUGUAUUGUAGGUAUGUGCCGCACGUGCUGAAUGCUUCACAGCCUUGAAUAUUUUAUCCCCGAAAGACGUCGUCUCCGAACCGAUGGACCAACCGCGGGCCAGCUGACGGCUGCAAAGGUUGAAACACCCGGCCCUCUGCCUGUCAUUUUAAUGGAAAACCAUCACCGGAGCUACAGUUUUAUUCCACAGAGAACUGAUUUAGUUUGUGAAUGUGUGUUAAAGUGUGUGUCUGUGUGUGCGUUUGCACCCAUGUGGCCUAGAGGUCAUGAAUACAUCUGCAUCAGGAACCAUUAAUAAUUCAUGCUGUCCCGACUAUCACUAUAAAUACUCUUGAGUGCUCAGCUGCCGGGGCGGCGGGUCAAUUUCCAAACUUUCAGACAACAUUUUGGGGAUUUUUCGACUUGGAGGAUGCACAAUUUCAUCAGCAGCACAAUUCCUUUUCUUCUUCUAACAUCAGUUAAAUUGCAAACUUACCCCAAGUGAAUCAAACUACCUUCGCAAAGCAUGUUUUUUUUUUGCCGUGGCUUUAUGUGGAGCAGUUCCCAGGUUACGCUGUGAUAGAUAAGUGGAAGAGUGGAGGAUUACAUUUGACGGGGGGGGGGGUACAGAAGCUCCGUUUCCACUUAAAUGGCUCUCGCGUUCGUUUCCACAUACAAGGCCAUCAAUUACCAGGUGGUUUAAACCAUGCUGACUGUGACACCCGCAGUGACUGAAUGGGACGAAAUCGCUUCGCAGGCUAAACCAUCAGUGCAAACAGAAGCUUUCUACCCAGUCGGUUGACAAGGUGAUUGAUAGCGAUUCAUUUUAAAGAGCUCAUAGACGUGGUUCUUGUUUACAGUAAUUAAUGACGCCCCUGGGUAACUUACACAGGUAGUUUGACUAUUAAUGUGUGCACGUGGAUGUUCUCCAGGUUUAGUUAGUGUAACGCGUCGUGGUAAUAAAAUCAACAAAGAUGGCGGACUAUCUUUAAAUAGUCUUUUUUCAUUUUUAUUGUGCAUUUCGAGAACCUGGUUUUAUAUCCCAAGUGGGUUGAUUCUUAAUUCAGGUUGCAAAUUAACUUGUUGAACACUGCAAAGGGCAAACGCACAAAGGCAAUGCCAUUUAAAGCAAUCCUAGUCAAAAUAGUUCAAUGUUUAUUUAAACCGGUAGUGUUACCGAUAUUAAAAUCUUGUAAAAGAGCACAUAUUAUAAAGGGUUGGACGUGUAGUGUACAUCUAAGGAAACAAAUACAGUACAUGAUUCAGUGAGAAUUAGAUUUCAACAUGACAAAAUGUUUAGAAACUUGAAGCGAUGUCCAAAGUACUGUGGAAGGAAGCUUAAAUAACCUCACUAGGUCCAAUAGAGGAGACAGAUUUGAUCAGAUAUUAGGACGAAAUAGCUGAAAAACAACUGCAAACAGACACCAUGUUUGUUGGUUCCAGUUUUUUGGGCAAAACACUGAUGUUAUUUAUGAAUAGUGUGAUAGACAACAAUGUUAGUUUGUGCUACAAAAAGCUACAUAUAAAUGAUUGGGUUGACCAGAUAAAAGUUCAGGAAGGUUACCUCGCUUGUAGAAGUUAAACAAUGAAGAAAAGGAGACAAUGGCAUUUUCCUGGAGAAAUAUAAUUAAAGUUCUCAAUAUUUGUUGUUACUUCUCUUGUGAAACUAUAUAUGAACAAUCAAAGCUUUCACAAAGCACAAUAUUUUAAGCUCAAUUAAAAGCACACAGACAGUCAUGCAUAUAUCAAAUAUGUACAGUAUAAUAUCAAAAAUAAAAAUACCCCAAUUCAAAAAUGUUCUAUUAUACUUAUUUUUCUAUCAAAAGGCCUUUACAUUAAUAGAUUAUCCAAUGCCCUUAAGUUGCCCAUAAAAUGUAUUUCCUGUGAAAAGCGGUUCAUAGGUAGUAAUAUUUUGAGUUGUAUGUAUAUUCAAUGGUGUCCAUAUGUUUACUGUGGUUUAUUAUAGAAUACAAUAAUAUGGUUGCAAUAGGUGCUGAUAUAAACCAACCAUUUCCCUGACGUCCACACAAUGAAUAUGACAUAUUUUUCUACAAUACUGGGAUAUUACAUUUUCAUUUAGAAGUAAUUUAUCUUAUGAGGAGAAGUCGAGAUAUGUUAAUGCACACUACACGUUGUAUGUAAAUAAACACCAUGAAUCACAUCCAACCAGAAUGAUGUAUUAUACUACCUGUAUAUAUAACAUGCAAAUCCAUGAGGUGUGGCUGCCGCAUUGUUUUUAGUGAUACAGUAGACUGACGCUAAUGUAAUACAGCCAUUCUUGUUUUAUCAGCUAGAGUAUUGGCCCAUCAGGGAUGAGAAAAUAUAUAAUACACACCUAUAAAAUAUUAUAGCCUAUAUUUACCACUAUAACAAAUGAUAAACAACUCGCUUUCUGAGCAAACAUGGUCAUAAACUGGUUGUCAGCGCGACGGAAGCCGUCACAGGCGACCGAGACAUUUCAGCAACGCUGAAUUGAAAUCAAUAAAUCUGAAAGACGUAUGUUCAAGCCUUGAGGAAACAAUCCAUCACCGAAUGGUUUGCUACCACCCAGUGCAGGCAGAAAGUGUUGUGUUUGGUUGUUGUUGUUGUUGUCGUCGUUCUGGCUCUUUACGCCGGGACGUUGGAUUUGAAACGAAACUUCAACUACGAACUUAAAAGGGACGACGUUCAGCUGUUUUUCGGGGCGGGUUUUAUUGGGUGAAAAAUGAAAAGUGUCAGAAUCACAGCACGAUUUCCCCAAUAUAAGGACAAUACAACAGAAUUCCAAACGUACUGACGAGGCAAUAAACGAGAUCUUAUGGACAAACACUCAUCGGAUCGCUCUCUCGGUUGGAUUUUCAGCUGCAACUUAAAGGGAAUCCAACUGAUUUUAUGUGUUCUGACCAUAAUCCAACUGAGUUUUACUGCUGAAUACCAGACUGAAGCCCCUGAAGCAGCAGAGUCUUAAGCCAGCUGCAGUUUAGGUGACACAGUGAGCAGCAUUGUUGGCAAAGGAGUCACAAACCGAAUAGACAACAGUAGAACAGGAUGUGGGCUAAACGUUGAUAUGGUUUCCCUUUAAGUUGAAAUUCAAAACUAGAAACGCGUGAAAGUCUUGUGUGAGCCACAACAAAACAAACUGCACUAUAUAAAGCAUUGUGGUGGUGUUGUAUUCUUUGUUCGUGUUCCUGGUCUGAACCAAAGGAAAAAUGUCCGUUCUUUGCACAGAUUGUUUGUGGUUGACUUGCAUACAGCACAGUUAGUUCACACUGGCCAGCUAUGAGGGCUUAUGAUUGCAGGUUUCAUGUAUUCUGGCCUUCAACCGCCUGUAAACACAGGUGGAAAUGGCCGAAUAGGAGCAUCAGGCCAGACAAUAGUUGGCCUUUGGUUGAUUAUUGCUUUAAGCUUUCUGAGAACGGCAUGCUGACUUGAGAUACUGUAUAAAGAUUUUUCUCUUUUACUUGUAAAUUGUGUUUCUGAGCGGCUAGUGCAACAGUUCAAAUAAACAUAAUUCAUAUUAAGGAUGAACAUCUGAUUGUCAAGAAAGAAUUGUGGCUUAACCUUUUGCAUCAUUUUCUUUGUAAAGUCUUUUUUUUUUUUUACAUCUGCAGUAGUUAUUGGUGUGCCGCUUUUAUUGAGUCAAAACUUAAGCAGAGGGAUAUGAGGGACCAUAUUUGCUCGACCCUGCCAGCCAUUUAAAAAAAAAAAUGUGUUGGGUUUGUUUACUUUAUAAGCAUCAAGGUCAGUCGGUCACGGAAAUCGAUCCGAGAGCAUUUUCAAACUGAAAUGUGUCUCCAGGAAGGCUGUUGAACACACGUAGUGAAAACGCACAGCAAGACACCCGGUGGCCUUCUAGAGUAGAAUACAGCCGUUUUUUGCACAAUGUAUAAAGUUAUACGGAAACACAAACAAGUAUUUCAAAAAGAGAUCAAAAGUCAAUAAUCACCUUACAUGCACAACAUAGUCACACAUAUUGCGUCCUUCAUGAGAGAGAAAGAUGACCGCUUUUCACCUUCAGAGAACAUGAUAUCAAGUUAUUUAAGAAAAGAAGAAAAAAAAAAGAGGAUGUGGAGCUUGUUGUAAAAGAAUGACUUUAUUUUGGUUGCAAGUACAAUGUGAUGUAUGAAAAGGAGAGCGACUGAAGUAAUGUCAAACGUGUGAAUUGAUGUGAUCUUGCGUGGCCGUCUACAGAUUUUCCUUUGCUGAAGUUAAGGUCGUGCCCCGACGUACACGACCACAGGCCCGCUUGUUUUCCUCCUGUCUUUCAUGAGCCUGUGAAGCACAAUCAUCUACUCUGACACCACCCGACACACACACCGAUUGAAACAAAGGGGCGUUUGUUUUUACGUUAAGUUGUUCUGACACUAAAAAGGAGAUAAAAAAAUGGUUCGGACACAUUGUGAGCAUGUUGGUAUUCAAAACAUAUAACAGAUUUAACCUAGUCUGUUCUUGUGUAAAAGAUUAUGUCGAGAGCUGAUAUUUAACAGAAAAAAAAAUAACUUUACAAAGAAAAAAAAAAAGAUAAAAGAAGCACAAAUGUGUUGAUAGUGUCUGCUGUUCUUCCACAGGUGUGUAACUUUUUCAAAUAAAAAGUGUGACGAAGCUCCUGCGAAACAGAGUUAUUCUCACCCUUAUGAAAAUCUUUCAUUGAAAAAUGAAUCCUUCAGGAAACAUGAUACAGUAUCUUGGUAAUUAUGGAAUUAUGAAAACAUGGCUAUCAAAUUAUACAAAGAUUAUAAACUAAAUGAAUGUUUUCCGUUGACAGCCAAACAUCUGUGGUGAGAGUCGCUCUGCGUUCCGGGUGUUGCCACGUCCACCUUCAGACUGAAGUUUGAAUAAUCUUUAGAUACGAAGCAUAUAGCGGUUUUGAAAAUGUAUGACGACGACAACAAUAAACAAGACAUUCUGUACAGCGA